AUGUGCAUCGAGCACAUUACCCAUGACUGCCCAGCCUGCGGGAAAGACUACUUAGUCUACGUCGAGUUUUGCAAGGACUUUCAUCCACCACUGAUCCGUUGUCCAAACGGGACCAUUCGAAAGCGCCUGGAGAUGAAUGACGGAGGCUGUCCGAGCCCUACUUGUCCAAAUAGUCGACACGGGGGCUGCAGUCUGAUGUAG
Molecule: messenger RNA, 201 nt
Organism: Neurospora tetraspora
Lineage: Eukaryota; Fungi; Ascomycota; Sordariomycetes; Sordariales; Sordariaceae
Exons: 1
Coding region: 1-201 (66 amino acids)
Source: RefSeq, a predicted model, not a curated record